CACUUGCAGACCAAACUCUAGCAAACGGAACAGAACACCACGGAAGCGAACACUAACUGUAGGCAUAAUGAGUGCGACAAGUGAGCAACAGAAACAGCCGAGCUUCGACAACGCCCAGGGCGAUGCACAGCCCAGCUCGUCAGCCUCAUCACAGCCACAAGGACAACAGGAGCAAGAGCAACCGCAAACAUCACAAAAUGCACCGGCAAAGCUAUUGCAGCAUUUUCAAGCAAAUCGCAUCGACUCGGCGCUGUGGGCGCUGCGUCUGCUUGUCAUCUUCUUUACCGUUAGCUAUGUGUUGCCCAUAUUCACCUCACAACAGAGCUCGUUCAACAAGGUUCUGCUAGCGAACGCAGCCAUCUCGGCGCUGCGUUUGCAUCAGCGUGUGCCCGCCUUCUCGUUCAGUCGCGAAUUCUUGGCACGUCUAUUUGCCGAAGACUCGUGUCAUUAUAUGAUGUACUCGUUGAUCUUCUUUAGCAUUCGUCCCACUCUGCUGGUGCUCAUACCCGUUGCGCUCUACUCAGUGCUGCAUGCGGCCAGCUACUCGCUCAAGCUAUUGGAUCUGAUUGGUCAGAAUUCUUGGUGGGGCGCACGUUUCAUUAUCUCAAUUGUGGAAUUCCAGGCCGCCAAUAUACUGAAGGCUACCGCAUUCUGCGAGAUUUUCAUAAUGCCUUAUGUCAUUGUGUUAACUUUUAUGGCUCACGCUGGUUUGAUGACGCCAAUCAUCUACUAUCAUUAUCUGGUCAUGCGUUACAGCUCGCGCCGCAAUCCCUAUCCCCGCACUGCUUUUGCCGAGCUGCGCAUUACCUUUGAGGCGCUGGCCUCUCGCUCUCCGCCCGUAAUUAGCAAGAUCAUUCGUGGAGGCAUUGGAUUCGUCAGUCGCCUGGCUCCACAGCCGCAGCCAGCGCCGGCGCAGUAGAGCCGAAAACAAAAUACAAAAACAACAACAACAACAAUCAAAGGGACAAGCAAACAGCAACAAUACAUCAUAAGCUAGCUAAGUCUACUUUAAACACACAUAUGCAGCUGCACCUGCACACACACACACACACACACACACCCAUAUACAAUUGCACACACACACACACAGCUUCACAGAGUGUAGGUUCCAUUCAGUUUCAUUUCGUUUGUUUUUAUCUAAUUUACCAAAUUCGUGAUGAACAAUUUGUUCAAUAUCAAAUUUUAUAGUUUAAUUUCGACAUUUACAUUUUGUCAAGAUUGUACAAUUCGGCUUAAAUUAUUAACUGUUGUUUUAUCUACUUUAUUACUCUAUGUUGUAAUUAUUCAUGUGCAUCGUAUCGUAUUAUUAACAUUAGUUCAAAUUUUUAAAUAUGA
This is a messenger RNA of Drosophila navojoa, 1335 nucleotides long. RefSeq names its product transmembrane protein 33-containing Krueppel homolog 2 (gene Kr-h2). NCBI's taxonomy places the organism in Eukaryota, Metazoa, Arthropoda, Insecta, Diptera, Drosophilidae. Gene Ontology annotation, biological process: endoplasmic reticulum tubular network organization; membrane organization. The record is from RefSeq and is a predicted model, not a curated record. Gene Ontology annotation, cellular component: endoplasmic reticulum; membrane.